CAUAAUUCCAUAUUUAAUACAUGUGAAACGAUUGAUUUUAACACAAAUUCUUUUAAUUUUAAUAAAAUAAAUUAAUAAAAUGUUUACAAAUAUUCUACAGAGAACCUGCCUAAGCCUUAGCAACUAUGGACAAAUGAUGUUUUCACGGGAAGCCCAUGUCUUCAACAGAGCUGUGCUAAAAUGUAAAGUACGUUGUCACUUUCCUAAACCCAGAGAGGUGAAGCGUAUUAAAGUGCAUGGUUGGGAUGCCCGCAUGUCGACAGAGGGAGGCCGUAGAGUUUUAAUGAGACGUAUUUUAAAAGGACGUUUCGAUUUGUCACAUUAAUA
Calliphora vicina (urban bluebottle blowfly) is the source of this 327-nucleotide messenger RNA. It is a transcript of the gene mRpL34, whose product is annotated as mitochondrial ribosomal protein L34. Gene Ontology annotation, biological process: translation. The transcript is spliced from 2 exons. NCBI's taxonomy places the organism in Eukaryota, Metazoa, Arthropoda, Insecta, Diptera, Calliphoridae. Bases 80 to 325 code for a protein of 81 amino acids. Gene Ontology annotation, molecular function: structural constituent of ribosome. The record is from RefSeq and is a predicted model, not a curated record. Gene Ontology annotation, cellular component: ribosome; mitochondrial large ribosomal subunit.